This is a messenger RNA of Naegleria fowleri, 1623 nucleotides long. RefSeq lists its product as uncharacterized. Bases 1 to 1623 code for a protein of 540 amino acids. NCBI's taxonomy places the organism in Eukaryota, Heterolobosea, Eutetramitea, Acrasida, Naegleriidae. Gene Ontology annotation, molecular function: serine-type endopeptidase activity. The transcript is spliced from 2 exons. The record is from RefSeq and is a predicted model, not a curated record. Gene Ontology annotation, cellular component: membrane.
AUGAUUCGAAGACUUCGUCUCUGUGACCAUCAAAAGGCGAGGACUCUUCUUUCUUCGCUGCCAUCAAAAUCAAAAUCUACCACUCAUUCAAGCAUCAUUUUCAAUCAGAAACCAUACAUUUUCCAAUCAAUGGAGCACAACCCAUUCAUUGUUGGAACUAGUAGGCUCUUCUCAGCAUUAAGAUCGAACUGCAUCACUCAGUUUAAUCAUUGGUCUCGUUCGGACGCUCCGAUCAAUGAUCCUCACCAUCAUCAUCAUUCAAGUAUUAUUACUAAUAGUAAGAAUCAUGGCUCUCAGUCUCCCAUUCAAACAUUCCAUCAUUCUCACUCUCUUGAAAGAACCAUCAUGGACCACUCUCGACAGAGAAAUUACAAUACUUCUUGCAAGCUCCAAGAGUCCUCAGGAGAUCCUGCUCAAGACUUUUUUGAUGAAAUGAGAAGAAUGUACAUUCAUGAAGAGAUGGUUCAAAAUUUCUAUGAAUUUGAAUCACAGAGAGGAAAAAGUGCACAUGGUAGACGACUGUUGUGGACGUUUUUGGCAUUUCCAGCUGUAUUUGCCUUACUAGUUGCUUGUACCGUUGGGUUUGACAAGAUGUUUCAUGAAGAAGUACAAGGAAAUAUUCAAGUACUUGUUCAACAAGCAUUAUCUCAGUAUAUUCAGUCGGUAGAACAACAAAAGAAAGCAUCAAAAGCAAAGGAAUCCAAAGUACCAACUCCCCUACUCACGAAAGGACCAAUUAUAAAUGAACCCAAUGACAAUGCUUUUAACGAAAUUGAGAAGGACGUGAAACGAUAUCCAUUCUUGUAUGCGAUUAUUGCAGCGAAUGUUGCAGCUCACUUUGUUGUGAAACAACUUAGAUGGAGUGCACCAUUUGCUCAAUUUUACACACGACACAUGACAUGCUCGGUGAAUAAUAUUUUGAGAGGAAGAAUUCACACACUUGUGACAUGUACUUUUAUUCACGGUGGGCUUGCGCAUCUUGGUUUUAACAUGUACGCCCUUUACAGUAUGGGACAUUUAUUGUAUGAAGUCUUGUCACCUGAGGCGUUCUUAGGCUUUUAUUUGGGAGCAGGUGCUUGUGCGAGUGUGGGCAGUAUUUUACUCAAAUUGAUAACGAAAAAUUAUUAUCAAGGCAGUGUUGGUGCUUCAGGUGCAGUUUUUGCAAUCAUGUUUGCAGGAUUGAAUAUUAUUUCACUAGAGAAGGCAAAACUAAACUUAAUUUUCUUGCCUGACAGUUUGGGAGGCUUUGAUCCAAAAUAUUUCUUGCCUGCUUAUUUCAUCGGUGAAAUUUUGUUCAAUGUCUUUUCGAGACGUGUAAAAUUAGAUACAGGAGCACACUUGACUGGAGCUGUAUUCGGUUAUGCUGCGCUGUCAGCUCUUCGAAAGCAAGAGUAUCAUCAACAGAGACGAUGCACCGAAUUAAGCUCUAGAAAAACCUACUAUUUUGGUCAAGUAAGGGAAAUGAGGAAGGAUGGCUUGGGAUUGCUCAUCUCUCCUCAAUGGGCUGUCAUUGCCAACUUUAAGGAUGGCUCUGCAAUUGGACAAGGUAUAGUUUUUCAAAAAGGACAGGAUGGUCAAUGGAGAGGAGCAGGAGUCAUGUUGGACCAAGUUAAGGCAAAAUAG